UAAACAAUGAAAUAAAUCAAAAUACUGCUGUCAAAAUUGAACAUGAAGUUUGUAGCCCCAGGGUAUAAUACUAAAGAGCUUGAACAGCCUGCGAAAAACAAAUGGAGGUGGCAAAGGCUGUCAAAAGUCGAUUCGAAGGGUGUGAAAUGGUCUGAUUGGUUUGAACAUGGAGACUCCAGAACAUAACGAUGACUGAAACACCCAUUAACAGAGGGGCUCCUGAUUUGGUGCUUUCUACUCGGCGAGAAAGCAUUCUUCGCACUUCAAGAUUUGGAACACCAUACAGGACCCCAAAUGUCAGGAGAUUUGGACCAACAGGAGCCACGUGGAGGACCUCAGCUGCACACAGUAAAACUACUCAGCUCUCUGCUCGACGAACAAGUACGCCUCUGAAUACCAGAACAAAGGGACAGCGAGAUUCAGCCUUAACCAGUACACCUUUAAAUCCUAGAGCAAAGCGUUCUGAAGAUGAAACCUUUUCGCAGAUCACAUCACGCACAGAGAUAGAGGAGAAUAAUAUUAAACAGUUGAUGGGCAAACUGUGGCAAGUGUUUCGACUUACACCCCUGUACAAUUUCAAGACAGCAGCAUCAGAUCUCUCUCACUUCUCAAGAACACUCUCUUCUCACAUAUCUGCUGAAACAAAGAAAGGUGUGUAUAUUGAUGUCAGUGAGCCGGGAGAUGCAAAAAUAGGGCUGUUUUCUGGACUCGAUACAGGAAUCGAUGACUCCAAAGCAUUAUUGAUACAAAUUAAAGGGAAGAAAAGAUACAAAACUGAAGAGAAGGUCCUGUGUGAAGCAGUUUUGUUCAGCACGGACCUGGAAUAUAACCCACUAAAGCAGGAGCAGCAGUCAGAGUUUACAUACUUCUCUACAGCCUUGAUACAUGGGCCUGUUGUGUUGUCAGAAACUUUGCAGAACUGGCUAGAGGUGCAGUUUGAUUGUAAAGUGAUGAAACAGAAGUUUUCUUCACAUGAGCUGGCUUUCAUGGCUGCCAUGUUCACAGGCUACGAAGAAACCCACAAGCCGUUGGACCUGGUGUAUGGUAUUCCUGCAGAGGUGAAGGGAAUCUCCCAGAUAGACUAUUCCACCCAGGCACAAGACUGCCUUAGGCUCUGGAAACAGAUAAGAAGUGAACAGGAAGAUGCCUUCACUGAUUUUGAAGCGAGUUUGUUUAUUGCUGGACUAGAGACACACUUUUACGAGAUCUUCAACAUUAAACUUGAGCGUCUGCCGUUAAAACACAUGACAUCAUCAGUUGUAUCAGUCAACACCGAGGGGAAACUUAAACUGUUCACAAAAUCUUCAGAGAAUGUGUUGAAAGUUCUGCGACAUCUUACAGACCUUGCACUGGACCAGUUGAAAAUAGCCUGAAUCCUCUUUGAAAGAUGUAUAUUAUAUGAUAACUGGCGUCACCAUCAUGAAAUUUAUAUUGACACUAUAUAUUUUUAAUAUAUAACUAGUGUAAUAACUGUUGAUGUGAACUCAUUAAUGAAAAGCAUUGAAGUUGUUCAAGCUUUUAUAGCGACGUUUUAUGUAUUCAGCACUGCAAAGCAUCAAAUUAGUAUUUAUGAUAUAAAUAGAAUAUCCCAUUCAUGGUCAUUCAUUACUUAAUUUAUUAAACUUGUUUAUUACAAUUGAUAUUCUCUUUUAGCAAUUUUAUUAAAUUCUGUAUAGAAUGUCCAUUUAUGUGAUAUCCUAUUUUUAAUACAUUGUGUGUAUAUUGUGGUUGUAAAUUGCAACUGGUACAGAACCCUGGGUGGCUGAUUCAAUUUUAAUUUGGUUCUGUAUCGGGCAACUUUUUGCUUCGAAUGAAGACUAUAAACAAAGAUAACUUCACUAUUUCUGCACCAUUUUAAAUGAAACAUAGUGCAGUCUAUGCCGCUAACGGAGACCCGCCUUUGGUCUUUACCAGAACUUGAUUGAGAGUUUAGUUUCUAAAAACACUUCGGCAAACCUUUUCACAAAACAGCCGUCUGACAGAGCAGUCAAACCACUAUUUUGUAACAGGUUUGUUGAAGUGCUUGAUGAAACUAAUCACCUUAUCAAACUCCGGUAAUUAAACAAAGGCAGGACUCUCCAAGUAGCAAAGACUGCCCUUUGUUUCAUUUUAAAUGGUUUCGUAAAAGAAAAGUUAAAUUGCCUUCCGACGUAGCAUAUAUGACGUAAUUUAUCACAUGGCAUACACACACUGUAUUAUGUUUAUACC
This is a messenger RNA of Mya arenaria, 2208 nucleotides long. RefSeq names its product centromere protein L-like. The record is from RefSeq and is a predicted model, not a curated record. NCBI's taxonomy places the organism in Eukaryota, Metazoa, Mollusca, Bivalvia, Myida, Myidae. The transcript is spliced from 12 exons. Bases 189 to 1373 code for a protein of 394 amino acids.